AUGGCGCCUAUCAAAGCCAUCGCCGAAUCGAUAUGCGCUUCAGUUGGUUCGGAUUGUACAACAACCACUGUGACAACUCUCGGCGACUACCUGCUACCAAAGCCGAAGAGCGAAAACACGCGCCCUGUUGCCUCGAAGGUUAAGAGAACGGUCGCGCCUUCGAAGCCUUCAAGCAAGGCUGCUCUGGCGACAAAUACGAAAUUAAAGAACAAAAGAACGGUGUCGGUUAAAGAGGAUACAUUAGACCAUGGCGCAGAGACAGGAUUGACGCCGAAAGAACGUUCAAUACUCGCGACUGAGGUUAUAAACGCUACCCUCAAGGUCUUGAACGAUGCGAUCAAAGCACCUUUGCAGACGGCAGUGCGUCGACAGCCAUGCUCAAAGGAAGGCACACAGCGCAAAACCCUAAGACGAUCAAUCUCCAUGCCCCAAUCGCCUUUACAACCACGGUCGCUAAACCGAGUCGCCAGUUCCCCCGGUCUAUCGAAUCGCUCGAGUCGAUCAUCUUCAACGGCUUCUAUCAAAAUUGCCAGUCAUCGUUCCACAGCUGAAUGCGCUCGCGUUGCGUUCGCAUGUCUCAGAUCUUUGCAAGCAGCUGGUAUCCCAGGAGUGGAUUUCCUACAUCUUCAGCUUGAAAAUGGCACUUCUGCUCUGAUCGGGAAACUAAUAGCUCUAGGUUUGGAUGAUUUGGCUCUCAAGGAAAUCCGCAUUUUGAAGCGACGACUGGUUCCAGCAGAUGCGAGCAAAGAGUCAGGGCCGAAAACGACCGGUGCGCCAAUACAGGAAUUGGCGGAACUACUGAACUUCGGGGAUAUUGUGUCUGUUGAUAGACAGACUUUGAAUUUGGUCAUCUCCACCCAAUUACAUAUUGUACGAUUACUGGCCUCGACGAGGAAACAGAAUAUUCGCGACACGCUGGAAGUCUUGAAUCCUCAUCAUCAGUCUUCACCGACUCGCCUUCUACUACUAAUAGCUGAGGAUCCUAAAAGCAGAGACAAGGCCGUGCGACAGUUGCAAGCUCUUUCGGACACGUUACUGUCACUUUGUCCUAGUGUAGCUUCCUCGGACGACGAUUUAGCGCUCGAAACAAGAAUCAGCGUACCUCCCGAUGUUGCCUUUCAGUUGCAAACAAUUGCUCUCCACAACCGACUACAAUGGUGGAAGAUUGCCAAACAUGCAGCCGAUUAUUCAAAAAAUCUGAUCCAACCGUUCCAUCGAUGUCUUUCCACUUUUGCGCGACGAAGUGAGAAUGGUGCUCUAGGAGCAGCUCGCUCGGCCGCCGAAUCCUUUCGCAGCCUGUGCCAAAUUUGGUCACGACAGACUAGCUUCGAAGAACAAGCGACACAUUCAGCGGUUUUCGAAAUACAUAGGUUGCUGAGUUCGUUAUCCCAAGAAGCAGGUGAUGUCGAAGAGGCACUCUUAUGGACUAGGAAGCUCAAAGAGUACACGGGAAAAAUCACCCAGGCCAGAAAAGUAACCAUUGCUACUCGAGUGGUCGCACUCGUGUUAAAGCGCCCCGCCAGAAAUCCUGAGGAUGAGAAAGUGUUGAGUGAGCUUCUAGAGCUUCUAAAUGCGUCCUACACAGGGACUUCUGCCGAUAUCGAUGACCUUAUGACCGAAAUCUCUGCGGCUAGAAGAUCCGCGUUAGCUGUGCUUUCGCGGUCUACUCCAACGUGUAGACCGGAGGACAGGCUUGAAGAACGUAUGCAAAACAUGUGCGAAGCGCUCAUCUUUCUGUGCCCCAGAAUAUGCCUAAGAUAUCUCGGAAAACCUAUUACUGCAGAGUCCCAAACUAAGGAAACCAUAAUUUACGAGCAAAAGCGAUUAUACAUUGCAAAGUCAGCAUAUCACACAAUUGAUUCGACUCUUUUUCUCGCCAAAACUCUUUUGGGUGGCAAUCGACUAAGCUGGGACAUUUUAGACUCUAGACUUCAGGAGUGUUUAUCAUUGCUCGAUAGGCUUGAUCCAGACAACAUCUUAUCCAAGGCAGAAUCUGUUGCACCUCAUUCUUAUUACGUCAAAAUUUCCAACCUGUACUACACACAUUUCCUUAAUGAGCGUCGAAAGCCAGACGGGCAAAAAGAAGCGCAGCAACUAAAUAUUCUCCGAAGAUCUGUAGACUGUGUCCAAGCGAGAUCGCCUGUUGAGAAAAGGGCAGCUCUCUACUCCAUGAAAUUGGAGAGGAUGGCUGAUAUCUACAAAACAGCUGGAAAAUUCGAGGAGCUAUUCGAUGUUGUCAAGAAGAUGCAAGAUGUGCAGAUGGCUGACGGUGUCCUCUCAAAUAUAGCUUCGGCGAUGAAGACUAUUCCUGUAUGUCCAGCCUGGGAAACAGACGAGCAGACAACGUUGUUGGGGCGAACAGUUCACACCCUGCUGAAAGUUCAGUUGAAAUAUCUUCGACAAACAACCAAUGAAGUGAAUUUAGAUGAAUCUCUAUCCGCAGAAGAGCAAGGUGCACUUCUCGAGUAUCAACUGGUGCAUUUGCGCACUCAAACUAAAGAUUUGUCGGUCGUAUCAAGGUUCCAGUCGAUGGUUUUUAAAUCACUACUUGCUUUAUAUGUAACGGAGCAGUUUCCAGUUCGUCGACUUCGUGUGCUUGUAGAACUGUUAAGCCUCGACACCGAACUUCAAGAGAAAAUUUCCAAAAGCAUUAGCGAUGAGCUCCAGUAUGCUAUUGCUGAGACUGUUAAAAUUGAACAAAGCAAAGAUCAAGGAUUACAACCAUAUUGGCAACAUUUGCAAACUUUAGCGCUCUCAGUUCUAGAAUUGCAGCAGCAACAACCAAACGUGACACUACUGAAGCGAUAUGUGGCUACGUGGUCCUCUAUUCAGAAAGAGUGCCAAAGUGCUGAAGCAUUACGACAACGAGUCGAUGAUGUUCACGGUUUGUUGGACCAGCUGAAAAAUAUGAGCAUUUACUGUCAAGUCAGAGGGCAUGACGAAUUUAGGGUAACAAUUCUAAGCCUUGUGUCUGACCUACAUUCAAAAAUUGAAACUACAUCUUCAAGUGCUGACGAUGCGGUAUCUAAUUUGAUUGACCUGGGCGCUCAGUGGCUUCAACUUGGUUACUCAGGUAAAGCUGGCUUUGCACUUGAUAAAGCACAUAGAAAGUGCGACCAAAGUGGCAUUUCUACGAAGAUUAUGCUCAAAUUGCAUGUCAAUUACUCUGAUUAUUUACAAACGAUUGGCAACUUUGAUAAAAGUGAGGAAUAUCUUCGCCGGGCCAAAGAAUUCUAUAUAACCGAUGAUGCUGUUCCAAGCCAGCGAGGAAAGUCCAAACCAACACAACUACUGUCAGAGGCGUAUCUAGUGCAGUCCAAAAUCGCUCUUUCUCGUGGCGCUGCUCAUAUCGCCCUUGCUCAGGCAAAGAAAUCGGUGAGGCUGCUACGUCGCGCCUGGGCCAGAGUAGAAGAACAGCGGCGGCGGAAGAAGUCUUCUCAGAACUUCCCCUCUUCGGACUCAGGUUUAGGUGCUUUAGCUGACGGAGUAUCAAACUUAAGUAUCUCUACAGCUUCCACAUCCGAAGAACUCGAAUUGCCCUCAUCAAACAUUCAGUCAUGUCUCUGGGUAUUUAUAGACCCACUCUUCCGUGGACUUGAGCACCUUUCGGGCGUUUACGCCUAUCAUGGGAUGUUCCAAGAGACCAUCUAUUACGCGGAGCAAGGCUACAAGCUUGCUAAGGACAUGAACUCUGAUUCUCAUCAAGCCAUGGCCGCAGCAAUUAUCGGCGUUGCAAUGAUGAAGGCAGGUUCGCUAGAAAGGGGCUCCGAAUUGUUAAUGGAGUCAAAGAAAUUUUCAUCCGCAGUUCAAGGCAAUCGGAACGCUGCAACCUUAGCAUAUUAUACAGGGAGGAUGCAUGGAAUUCUAGGAGACCAAACGUCUGAACUUUCUUCGUAUGAACUCGCAGAAAGUAUUUUAGACACGAUUCUUCACAGCAAAUCAGACGAGCAAGGUGUUACUGAUCAUUCGGCCCAAGCAAUCGAGGCUUCGAUGGCCAUGGUCAGCAUCUCCAAAUCUAAGCCAACCACCAAACGUAAGCCAGUUUCACGCGCAAAAGUUCCCCCGAAAACAAAAAAGCCACUCCCUCGGACGAAGACCCCGAUAUCAGAUGCGCCCGCGUCAAUUGUAGAGGAGUGUACACAUAUCGUGUCCUUCCAAGCCGUCAUCCUACGUUCAAAAUCACAAGUACUGAAUUCUAUGAAGCGUUUUGGAGAAGUGCAGACAUUGUUAGACCGAGCAGCAGGUUCCGUUCUGACCCAGACUGAGGCUGUAGAUCAAAAAUUAGCGAUGGCGAAGCAACUGCUUUCCCAGAGUCUAGAGUUUAUGAUUGCUGAUCCCGUUUAUUCCAUCUUACAGGACUCUACAAUAUCAUUUCCAUCCGUGUCUAACAAUUCAAAGGCGGAUGUUUCAGGUGAUCAGGUUGCUACCACCAAGACAACACCCCCGAAAAGGGGGACAGCUGCAAAAAGUGGUCGCGGUCUGGCUCGUGUCAGACCUUCUUCUGAUGAUUGUUUUGAAAAGCUCCGUCAGGCACAAGAAUAUUUACUCGAAGCGCACUCUAUCGCGGUCACUGCAGCUCCUUUGGUGAUGAUUCAUACAAUUUCAGCUAUGCUGAAUACUGUGUCGAUUUUGUUGUCGGCUUCAGGGCACACGAAAGGUCUCUCGAUGCUGAGCCCCGGGUUUGCAAGCUGUACUAUUGAAACUGCGCGAACAACUUCGAUUCGCCGCGAGCGUAAAGCUAUACUCGCAGAUCCAUCAUCGAACACAAAGAUGGAUGAGUUAAUUUGGCCCACAGCAACACCAGGAGAGUCGAGGAGGGUUAGCUUAGCUGCACCUCAGGAUUUUUCAAGGUUUCAAAAAGACUAUAUUGACAUUAUUCCCCAAGCUUGGACAGCUAUAUCCAUCGCUUUGAGUGACAGUCAUAAUGAGCUUGUAAUCACACGACUCCAAGCUGGUCAAUCACCAUUUGUCCUCCGCCUACCGCUAGGCCGACACAACUCAAUGGACGCAGAUGAAGAUGUUUUUGGAUUUGAACAGGGACGGUGCGAAUUACAAGAGAUUAUCGACCUGGCAAAUGAGAGCGCACAUAGUGCGCGUGAUAUGAGUAGUAAAGAGGCCAGAAUUCAAUGGUGGGAAGAACGUGACGAGUUGGAUUCUCGUAUGAAGGAGCUCCUAGAGAACAUUGAGAAGGUUUGGCUUGGUGGUUUUACCGGCAUUUUCUCGCAGCAAUCGAGACAUCCAGAUUUACUUGCAAGGUUCCAGAAAUCAUUCCAAAACAUCUUGGACAAGCACCUUCCUUCACGCCAAAAGACAGGAAAGCGUGGUACACCAGCACCAAAAGUAGCCCUGGACUCUCGAAUCCUUGAACUAUUUAUCGGUCUGGGCGACGCGUCAGACGAAGAUUGCGAUUUUUCAGAACCGCUCACAGACUUGCUCUACUUCGUCGUUGAUAUUCUGCAGUUCCACGGCGAGCUCAACGCUUACGCAGAAAUCGAUUUCGACUCGAUCACGAUAGAAACUCACGACGCACUAAGAUGCUAUCACGAUUCCUUGCAUGGCUCCGGCCAUGUUGAUAUUGGAAAACACACUAUUUUAAUUUUGGACAAAGCACUUCAUGCUUUCCCCUGGGAGUCACUUCCGUGCCUGAACGGUCAAGCUGUAUCUCGGCUACCCUCACUCGGCUGCUUGCGGGACCGAAUACUUCUUCAACGGGGGCAAGCUUCAGAUGGCUGUCCUGAUGGUCACUAUGUUGAUCGACAAAACGGAUCAUACAUCCUCAAUCCAGCCGGAGAUCUCAAAAACACCCAAGCUACAUUUGAAAAAAGUCUACAGGAUUUGGAUAACUGGGAUGGUAUCGUCAAGCGCGAGCCAAAGGAAGAAGAGAUCAAAGAGAACCUGGUCUCAAAAGACUUGUUCCUUUAUUUUGGUCACGGCAGUGGAGCACAAUACAUCCGAGCUCGGGAGAUUCGAAGGCUUGAGAAAUGUUCGGUCACAUUUCUCAUGGGGUGCAGUAGUGGUACCUUGGUUGAUGCUGCUGAGUUUGAGGCAUAUGGGCCAGCAAUCAAUUAUAUGCACGCCGGUUGUCCUGCUCUAGUAGCGACUCUGUGGGAUGUUACCGACAAAGAUAUCGAUCGAUUUGCAAAAUCAACCUUCGAAUCAUGGGGUCUGUUCCAAGCUGAGUGCAGCAUUGAAAAGAGGGGGAAAGGCAAGAAGAAAGCGCAGCACCCGAGCACGGAAAAGGUAUCGCUCGUAGAGGCCGUUGCCAAGGGGAGAGAGGCUUGUAAUUUGCGGUACUUGAAUGCCGCGGCUGUUUGUGUAUAUGGAGUCCCGGUAUACCUAAAAUGA
Molecule: messenger RNA, 6345 nt
Organism: Glarea lozoyensis ATCC 20868
Lineage: Eukaryota; Fungi; Ascomycota; Leotiomycetes; Helotiales; Helotiaceae
Product: TPR-like protein
Exons: 3
Coding region: 1-6345 (2114 amino acids)
Biological process (GO): meiotic chromosome separation; proteolysis
Cellular component (GO): mitotic spindle pole body; cytoplasm; mitotic spindle
Molecular function (GO): cysteine-type endopeptidase activity; protein binding
Source: RefSeq, a predicted model, not a curated record